AAUUAAUAAAUUACAGAGACAAAAGAAAAAAUUUCUUAUUAAAUACUAGCAAAUAUCAAUGUGUGGGAUCUUAGGUGUGGUAUUAAGCGACCAGACUGCCAAUGUAGCGCCUGAAUUAUUCGAAGGCGCUAUGUUUUUACAGCAUAGAGGUCAGGAUGCUGCCGGAAUUGUCACCUGUGGAUCUAAAGGUCGGUUUUAUCAAUGUAAGGGUAAUGGGAUGGCUAGAGACGUCUUCACCCCACAAAGAAUGAACAACCUUGUUGGAAACAUGGGUAUCACUCAUUUAAGAUAUCCUACUGCUGGUUCCAGUGCCGGAAGUGAGGCUCAACCGUUCUACGUUAAUUCUCCAUACGGAAUCACAUUGAGUCACAACGGUAAUUUGGUGAACUCUCUUGAAUUGAAGAAGUACUUGGACGAAACCGUUCAUCGUCAUAUAAACACCGACUCAGAUUCCGAGUUGUUGAUCAACUACUUUGCAAGUGAGUUGGAUAAGUUCAACAAAUCCCGUGUCAACAACCAGGAUCUUUUCUCUGCUUUGAAGGGUACUAUGGAAGCUAUUCGUGGAGCUUACGCCUGUGUGGCCAUGUUGGCUGGUUAUGGUAUAAUAGGAUUCCGUGAUCCAAACGGGAUCAGACCUUUAUUGUUUGGAGAAAGAGUUAACGCCGUUACUGGCCUUAAAGAUUACAUGUUGGCCAGUGAAUCGGUGGUUUUGAAAGCUCAUGGAUAUAACAAAUUCAGAGAUGUUCGUCCUGGUGAGGCCGUUAUCAUUCAAAAGGACCCUACCAAGCAACCAGAAUUCAGACAAGUAGUACCCCCAAAAAUCUUUGCUCCUGAUAUCUUUGAAUACGUUUACUUUGCCAGACCCGAUUCUAUUUUAGAUGGAGUGUCCGUGUAUAGAUCCCGGAUUGAAAUGGGUAACAAGCUCGCUAACAAAAUCACCCAAUACUUAACUCGAGAGGAAAUCGAUGUGGUAAUUCCUGUACCCGAUACUUCAAGAACUUCUGCUCUUCAAUGUGCGGUAAAAUUGGAUGUACCUUUCCGUGAAGGGUUCGUCAAAAAUAGAUAUAUUGGCAGAACCUUCAUUAUGCCUGAUCAACAGGAAAGAAGAUCUUCAGUGAGACGGAAAUUGAACGCUAUGGAGUCUGAAUUCAAAGGUAAGAGUGUGUUAUUGGUGGAUGAUUCGAUUGUGAGAGGAACCACCUCGAAAGAAAUCGUCCAAAUGGCUCGUGAAGCUGGUGCCAGGAAGGUUUAUUUCGCCCUGUGCUCUCCCCCUAUACGGUUCAACCAUAUCUACGGUAUCGACUUGGCUGAUACCAAGGCUUUAGUCGGAUUUAACAGAGAUGAGGAAGAAAUCAGCAAGGUUAUUGGAGCCGACUUGGUGAUCUACCAAGAAUUGGAAGACUUGGUGGCGUGUUGUCAAAGUGAAGAGAUCAAGCAAUUUGAGAUCGGAGUAUUUACUGGUAACUACAUUACUGGAGUUGAGGACAACUAUUUGCAAGAGUUGGAAAAGAUUAGAGCUCAAAACCAGCGGUUAAAGGAUAGACAAGGCAUGGGAAUGAGCGUAGAUGCAUGUAUUGAUGCCAGUGACAUGGUUGAUGUCAAAGCCGAAGUAGACAUCAGUAUUUACAACCGUGGUGACUAUGCUCCAUAAUAGAGAUAUAUACAAGUGGAAUACAUACAGCACCAGAAAUAGGGGAAAAUUACGAGUGGUUUGACAAUAUAGUACGCGCUGCCACGGGCCUUUGCCCAAUCAAGUCGCACAAAAACUCGAAUCCCAGCCGGGCAGCUAAUAUAUAUAAGCGUUUCAAACUAGAUACUAAAACAGAUUGUUCGCUUUAUCAUUAAAAACAAUAUAAAACCAGCCGUGAAUUUGACAUUUCAUCUGAUGUUCCUCACUGAAACUUAGCAAUGUACAUACUGCAUGUUAUCGAGAAUAAAGUCUCACAAAAUCCAAGGUAAUGUGCGCUGGUAUAACAAUAUACAAAACAAUAUGUGUAUGAGCACGCAAAACACAGGUACACAUUUGUACACAUUCACUCAAUAUUCUAACACACUUGGUGCCGAGCAAGAAGCCAAAUAGAAAUCUGCUGAUCUAUCGGCCUAUACACUAAUUUGAUCUUCUUUAGGACGUCGUAGUUCAUAUUGCAGGCAUUCCAAGAUGCCUCAACCCAGAUAAGCGUGUUUUCCUUUGUUUUGUUACGCAAAGAUUUUUAUUUUUUUGCUUUGUUUUGUCACCGCGCUAUUGUGUUCACCCAGGGGCAGUAUCGAUUUCGAAA
This is a messenger RNA of Yamadazyma tenuis ATCC 10573, 2276 nucleotides long. NCBI's taxonomy places the organism in Eukaryota, Fungi, Ascomycota, Pichiomycetes, Serinales, Debaryomycetaceae. The record is from RefSeq and is a predicted model, not a curated record.